UAGCCUAGUUCAGGAAAUUUGUAUUUUACAAUUUGGGUCUCUUAUAUUGCAGUGUGUUGAUAUUUAAACCUUAAACAUGUCUCGGCAAGGAACAUAUUCAUAUGUGGAAGCAUUUAUUCAAAAAACUAUUCCUAAAAUAAAAGAGCGAGAUUUGAAAACUUUGAAAUCAUCUUUGAGAAACAAGCCUAUUAUGUUGGUAGGAGAACAAAAGAGAGCUAAAAAGAGAAAACGUGAAAAACAGAAUAAGAGAAGAAUAAAGAAUCGCAUAUUGGCGAAACCUACAAAUUCAAACUAUCAAGAUUAUGAAAAACUGCGUAUUUUAUGGAUGGAAUACAUCACAGAUUUACUCUCGGAUUAUCAGACAUUAAAACCAGGAGAAACCAAACCAUCUUUGGAUAACAAAAACGCACAGGAAGUUUUGUUGAAAGCAGAUUAUCAUGGAGCAGAUCUGUCUGUGACAGGUUCACCUUGUAAAUCUCAUUUGGGUUUGAGUGGAACAGUCCUUCAGGAAACAAAAAACAUAUUUUUGAUCUGCACCAAGGAGAACAAAUUAGUGAGAAUUCCCAAGAACAAGACUAUAUUCACAUUGGAAUAUUCUGGAUAUCUUAUAACAAUAUUCGGAUCACAAUUUUGCUUCAAGCCAUCUCAUAGACUCAUGAAAAGAUUCACAAAAAAUCCACGCUUAAAAGAACUUCUGCGAUGAUUUAACUUUUUUUUGCAAUGCAGUUAAACUAAAAUUGUUAAAGAUCGGAGUUUAAUGCCAAGUGAUUUGUAUUUCAUCAAAAGCGUAAUUUGUCUUCUGUUGCUUAGCAACCAUCUUUUCAAAGAUGUGGAAGGAUAUUAGUUAUUAAUUGCAGCACAUAAUUGUUAUUUUCACUCAGUGUUGCAUAUGGAUAUCUUAUAUCGUUUUAAUGUUAAGGCCUUUUCAAUUCACAAUAGGUUCUCCAAUACUGCUUCUCCAUCUUCGCGGCUAGAUAAAUCUUUGUCACCGAUCACCGCAUAUAUGAUUAGUUUUAAUACGGGAAAAUUAUGAACAAUGUGUAUCAACAAAGUGACUCGCACAGAAUCAUCGACACCUGUGUAUUUCGAUUUAUAACAUUGAAAUUUAUAUGGUGUUCAACCCUUACAUUUUACUCAAAGAGAAAACAAGUGAAAUAUUAUUUUGUAAGACGUGGUUACUAAAUAUAAGGACAAUGAACUGGCAACUUGCAUUUACUGACAUUGCGACCCUCUCACAUCCAACUCUAUUAUCAUUUUUCUUGUAG
Messenger RNA from Styela clava, 1265 nucleotides. Its product is annotated as ribonuclease P protein subunit p29-like. Gene Ontology annotation, biological process: tRNA 5'-leader removal; rRNA processing. Gene Ontology annotation, molecular function: ribonuclease P RNA binding. The record is from RefSeq and is a predicted model, not a curated record. Lineage: Eukaryota; Metazoa; Chordata; Ascidiacea; Stolidobranchia; Styelidae. Gene Ontology annotation, cellular component: ribonuclease MRP complex; ribonuclease P complex.